GAGAAGGAGAAUGAGAUGGAGUCUGCAGUGCUAUACUAGCAGUCUGUGUCAAUCAAACAUACUUCGUCUACAUUAAACAAUAUGGAUGUGCGUAAAGAAAAGGAAGGAAGGAGAAGAUACAGGUCGGCAAUGUACAAAAUAGACCGAAGUUUAGGCAACCCCAGAAAGGAGGGUGAGCGUCAUGCGCGUGCCUGUCGUUAUCAGAGCCGGACGACCGAGGGAAAGAGCUUCUUACUGCUCUUUUUCUCCAAUCUGCUUGUGAUAGACUGCAACCUUGUGAAGUGAAUCAUCCAUCAUCAACAGUUCAUCCACCGAGACUACACAUCUCAAAAGCUGGAAGUUAGCGGAAUAGAAUCAUUCCUUCAAUACACAAUGGUUGCCGACGCACUCAUCUACCACCCCGCGGUUGCGCACUACAACAAGUUUGUCGCGACGACGAUGGGUCGUGACAAGGCCCUUCGUCUCGUCCAAUAUCUCUCGCGUUUCCUCGCCUGGUACACUCUCCGCACCAACAGCCCCCAAAGCACAGUCGUGCAAUGGGGAAAGCUCAAGGCAAACCUCGGUCUCGUGCGCAAAGCCAUGAGAAUCGGGAAAUUCGUCGAGCACUUCCGCGCCGCUGCAAAUGCAUACGAUGCCAAAACCCUGGAUCCUGUCAUCCGCUUCUGCACCACUGGUCGCCAACUCGGAUAUGGAGCUUACAUGCUCACUGACACCUUGACAUAUCUGGAUGCUUCGGGUGUGAGACCUAGUUUGACGGCCAAGAAGAUGCAGGUGCAGGCUUACAAGGCUUGGAUGACGGGUUUGUGCUUUAGUGUCGCGAAUGGUGUCUACACCAUCUACAAGAGCAAGAAUGAGGAGUUGGCUCACACGGACAAGGCUGUGGCUGCUGAGAAGACUGUCGAGGUUAAGAAGUUGCAGCGCGAGAGAAGCGCUGCUCAGACACAACUCGUUUCAGACCUCUGCGACCUGUUCAUCCCCCUUUCUGCUCUUGGAUACCUCAACGUCGACGAUGGCGUUGUUGGUCUGGCCGGUGCAGUCAGUUCCUUGAUUGGUCUGAUGGCCCAAUGGAACAAGACUGCUUAGAUGUCUUGCUGUUCAAACCAGGGUCAUGCCCUCGACAUCACAGAACGGACCCGAAGAGAUGAGAGGGACUUGAGCUCAUGGCAGGAUAGGCUUGCGACUGUGAUUCCUAGCAGAGAAGACAAUGAUGCAGAAGCAGAGGGUAGUUGACACGUAGUGGAAGAA
Aureobasidium subglaciale EXF-2481 is the source of this 1245-nucleotide messenger RNA. RefSeq lists its product as uncharacterized. The record is from RefSeq and is a predicted model, not a curated record. NCBI's taxonomy places the organism in Eukaryota, Fungi, Ascomycota, Dothideomycetes, Dothideales, Saccotheciaceae. The transcript is spliced from 3 exons. Gene Ontology annotation, biological process: peroxisome fission; regulation of peroxisome size. Bases 373 to 1083 code for a protein of 236 amino acids. Gene Ontology annotation, cellular component: peroxisomal membrane.